Molecule: messenger RNA, 1812 nt
Organism: Penicillium canariense
Lineage: Eukaryota; Fungi; Ascomycota; Eurotiomycetes; Eurotiales; Aspergillaceae
Product: WD40 repeat domain-containing protein
Exons: 4
Coding region: 1-1812 (603 amino acids)
Cellular component (GO): mRNA cleavage and polyadenylation specificity factor complex
Molecular function (GO): protein binding
Source: RefSeq, a predicted model, not a curated record
AUGGCCUACUACGAGGAGCAUGGGGGCGAUGCCCCGGGCAGGUUUACAAAGAAUUAUGACGGCCCCGUGGGUCCCCGCCGGCCAAGCCACGGCUCGACUGACUUCGAUGCGCACACAGGACUGGUGACCGAUUACGGCUCGUCGAUGGUACAAUGGAUGCGGACACGGCGACCACGAUAUCGCAGCGAGCACCGCAUGGAGAUGGAGCGGCCAAGUGCGAGCUUCACGGUGGAUAUGCUCCCGCCUAUGGCGCGAACCUAUUCCCCGGCCGACACGAUACCUGUGCGACAUCUGCACCAGUCGAUUGGAAAGUCGAAAAAGCCCAUUGUGGUGGUGCGGUGGACGCCUGAAGGACGACGGUUGUUGACGGGAGGGCACACGGGAGAAUUUAUGCUAUGGAACGGCACGGCGUUCAACUUCGAGACGGUUAUGGAUGCUCACUACGAUCAAGUCCAAGCAGGUGUUACGUCCCUCGCGUGGUCUCAUAGCCAGGAGUGGCUGAUCUCGGGCGGACAAAGAGGCGAUAUAAAAUACUGGCGACCGAACUUCAACAACGUCGAAACCAUCGACGACGCACACCACGAUGCUGUCCGUGACUUAGCCUGGGCACCCAGCGACACUAAAUUCCUCUCCGCGUCCGACGACACCACCCUCAAAAUCUUCGAUUUCACGUCGCGAACCUGCGACACGGUUUUGGCAGGACACAAUUGGGAUGUCAAGUCCUGUGACUGGCACCCGACGAAGGGACUGCUGGUCUCUGGCUCAAAGGAUCAUCAGGUGAAAUUCUGGGAUCCGAGGACGGCAAGAUGCCUGACGACGCUCCACAGCCACAAGAACACCGUCACCGCGACGCGGUUCUCUCGCGUGAAUCAUAACCUGCUUGCCACCUCGUCGCGGGAUCAGACGGCGCGGGUAUUUGAUUUGCGGAUGAUGCGGGACAUUUGCAUUCUACGCGGGCACGAGAAGCCUGUUUCGUCGUUGACAUGGCACCCGAUCCAUAGCAACUUAAUUUCUACCGGUGCCGAGGACGGCUCCCUCUACCACUACCUGCUGGACGAACCCAACCUGCCCAGCGGUCAGGUUCCUACCGUGGCGCCAUAUGACAGCCUCGACCCGGCCAACACUCCCCCGCAGAUAAUCUUCCCCGCGCAUCGCGUUCAAUACGCCCACGGUGCGACUAUUUGGUCGCUAGACUGGCAUCCGCUGGGCCACAUACUUGCAUCGGGGUCUAAGGAUAAUUUCACUCGAUUCUGGUCUCGGGCUCGGCCCGGUGAGACUAGUUACAUGAAAGACCGAUUCCACAUUGGCGAGGAGGCGGCCGAGGCCCAGGGUACCUGGAACCGCGGCUUCGGCCGCAGACAGAUGCGCGAGGAGGAGGAGCAAGAAAUGCAGGACGAAGCCGACAGCCUUGUCGAUCAACGACGACCCGGCGCGUCUGCUUUGCCUGGCAUCCAAGCAGGUGGUCCUCCUCAGCAGGAUGGUGCAGGGUUCCUACCCGGAAUUGGCGGUGCCCAGCCGCCUCCUCCACCAGGGCUGCCCGGUAUGGGCGGAAUGGACCCUGGCCGGCUGGCAGCCAUCAUGUCAUCCCAUCCUCCACAUCAAUCAGCAACCCCACCAAAUCAACCAAUUCCUGGUUUCCCCGUGCUCCCAGGGAUGGGCGGCGCUCCGCCUAUGAACAUGGACCUGGUGCAAUUGCAGAAGCAACUCGCGUCUCAGGGCUUCCCGAUGCCUCCCAAUAUGAACAUGUCGCCCGGGUUUGGCGGGCUCCCUGGUCUGCAGGGUGGUGGUAUGCCUGACGGUGGUCGGAGAUGA